This is a messenger RNA of Meloidogyne enterolobii, 553 nucleotides long. Lineage: Eukaryota; Metazoa; Nematoda; Chromadorea; Rhabditida; Meloidogynidae. The record is from the annotation of a GenBank genome assembly.
UAGAAAAUCCCCCCUUCCCCUCCCCGAAAAAAUCCUAGCUACUGGUCUGCCUAACAGAAUUUACUUUUCCUUUUUUCACUAUUUACUAUCAGAUUUUCGAAAAUUUAAUAAAUUGAAUACCCCCAAACCCUCAUUGUGAACGCCUUCCUCCCUAUUUAACCCUUAUCAUAAUCAAUCCCCCUAAUUUUAAAAUUUAUAUUAGGCAGAAAUGUCUCAUUUAUUUCUUGGAACAGGAGGGACAAUAUUUACCUAUACAAUAUUAACAAUUUAUUUAUUUGGAGAUUUGGCUGUAUAUUCUACAAUGGUUCCCAAAUCUUUAAUGAAUAUUAUUUGUUCUACUUUAAAUUCUUCUGCCUCUUUAAAUCCAAAUUUGCCUUGCCAUAAUGGACUAGAUAAUUGGCUAAAUUUAUUUAGUCGAUUUUUUGUUUAUCAAUUUUGUAUUUUAAUUUUUGUUGGAUUUUGUUUUCCAAUGAUUUUAUUGGGAAUGACUAGAACUAAAUGGUUACAAUUAUCAACUACUUUAUCUAGAUGGACUGGUUUGGUUUUUCUUUAA